Messenger RNA from Mangifera indica (mango), 1228 nucleotides. Its product is annotated as hypersensitive-induced response protein 4. The transcript has 5 exons. The coding region runs from base 88 to 963 and encodes 291 amino acids. Lineage: Eukaryota; Viridiplantae; Streptophyta; Magnoliopsida; Sapindales; Anacardiaceae. The record is from RefSeq and is a predicted model, not a curated record.
AGCUUGGCCCUCACGGAAGGACAGAAAUCAAUCUAAAAAUAACGACUUCAUAAAGAAGAAAAGAGAAGAGAGUGAAAGAGAUAAGAGAUGGGGAACACAUUUUGCGUAUUUGUUGGGUGCAUAGACCAGGCCAGUAUCGGCGUGGUCGAGAAAUGGGGAAGGUUUGACAAGUUGGCUCAGCCGGGGCUCAACUUUUUCAACCCUUUGGCGGGUGAAUGGCUCGCUGGAGUUAUGUCCACAAGGAUCAGUUCCCUCGAUGUCCGCAUCGAAACCAAAACCAAGGAUAAUGUCUUUGUGCAACUGCUUUGCUCAAUCCAAUACCGGAUAGUUAAACAGAAUGCUGAUGAUGCAUUUUAUGAGCUGCAAAACCCCAAAGAGCAGAUCCAGGCUUAUGUAUUUGAUGUGGUUCGUGCUUUUGUUCCGAGAAUGACUUUGGAUGAACUCUUUGAACAAAAGGGUGAAGUUGCUAAAUCUGUUUUGGAGGAACUUGAGAAGGUGAUGGGAGCGUAUGGAUAUAGCAUUGAACAUAUGUUGAUGGUUGACAUUAUACCUGAUGCUGCUGUGCGCAAAGCAAUGAAUGAGAUUAAUGCAGCUCAAAGACUUCAGCUUGCUAGUGUAUACAAAGGGGAAGCUGAGAAGAUUCUCCAAGUUAAAAGAGCAGAAGCGGAAGCUGAAGCCAAGUACCUUGGUGGAGUAGGAGUGGCGAGACAACGGCAGGCAAUUACAGAUGGUCUAAGAGAAAACAUCUUGAACUUCUCUCACAAGGUGGAAGGCACCUCAGCUAAGGAAGUGAUGGAUCUCAUCAUGGUUACUCAGUAUUUUGACACAAUUAAGGACCUUGGAAACUCAUCUAAGAACACCACUGUCUUUAUACCCCAUGGUCCUGGCCAUGUUAGGGAUAUCACUGAGCAGAUACGCAAUGGGAUGAUGGAGGGUGCCAGUGCUCAAAUAAAAAUCGAGUGAUUUCAGCCCCUGAGCAGGUAUUCUCCGAAAUUGUCGCCCUUGGUAAGGUGCUAUCUUUUAAUUUAGAGAGGUUGCAUAAAAUAGAUUGCGUUCAAACUAGUUAAUACUAAUACAGUUACAUUUUAUAGUAUACUGCAUAAUGGUGUUCAUAUUACUGUUACUUUGUUUUCAAGCUGUAUAAGCUCUGGAAAACAAGUUUUGGUAAUAAUUUGUUUGGAAACUGAUGAUUAAUAUGAUAUGCAAGGGCUACAAAUAUAUCUCCUCA